Molecule: messenger RNA, 2436 nt
Organism: Dufourea novaeangliae
Lineage: Eukaryota; Metazoa; Arthropoda; Insecta; Hymenoptera; Halictidae
Product: rap1 GTPase-activating protein 1-like
Exons: 10
Coding region: 1-2436 (811 amino acids)
Biological process (GO): activation of GTPase activity; regulation of small GTPase mediated signal transduction
Cellular component (GO): cytoplasm
Molecular function (GO): protein binding; GTPase activator activity
Source: RefSeq, a predicted model, not a curated record
AUGUCGGCUGUGGAAGUCGCUAUUGAAGGAAGUUGCUGCAGUCUAGAGCCGGAGGUUUGGAGACAACAACUCGAACAGUCUGUAUACUGUGAGUCCGAAACCCGGUGUAACGGUGUAGAAGAUGACAUGCAAGAUGUUGGAGCGAACCCGGAAAAAAUCAAAAGCACUACCCAAGAUUUAUUUGAACUACUCGAAAGGGUGCAGAGUUCGCGUCUCGAUGAUCAACGAUGUGUUCUUCCACCGUACUUCUCCCAGACCUCAAGGGAGGAAAGACCAGCAUCGACUCCUGAAAGUCAGAACAGCCACACACCCCUACCGUCCCCGUCAGCGGUGGGAGAUGCACCUGUUGGCAGAGCACUCAUGGAGACUGCGCUGCGGCAGGCCACUUCCGGAUCUCAGCCACCUUUGGUGGUGACACCGCCAGGAUACUGGAUCGACGGUACCGAUCAUCUGCACGCUCUGGACUCAGUUGGCAGGGCGUUACUACCGGCGCAGCCUGCCUGGCAACCUAGGAUAGACCAAGACGAUACAGCCAAGUGUUACAGACGAUUUUUCGUUGGCAGGGAGCAUGUCAGCCUGGUGGGAAGGGACGCAGAGAACGGGCCGAUCCUCGUCUCGAUGAAGGCCGAAACGGUCGCUGGACAGGAGCACUGGCGGGUCUUGUUGCGACUGCGAACGGGCUCGACCCACGAAUUAGUACCAGCCGCAAACCUCAGCCCGAAUCCAUCGCCUGCUAAAAUGGUUAAGGUUAUCAAUGAAUCACUGAACGUGAGUACGCUGAUGCCUGUUGUUUGUUCCGGUGCUGGUGCACUGAUAGCGCGAUACGACGAACACGCCCUCGUGUCAAGGUUUAAAUUUGGCGUUCUUCAUCAACGUGCUGGCCAAAUUACAGAGGAACAACUUUUCGGGAAUCAGCAAAUUACGCCAGCUUUCCAGGAGUUUCUGGACCUACUGGGUCAAACAAUCGAUUUGAAGGAUCAUAAGGGAUAUCGAGGAGGUUUGGACACCCGACACGGGCAGACGGGCGAUUCUGCGGUAUAUGAGGUAUUCCGAGGGCGAGAAGUGCUCUUCCAUGUCGCCUCACUUCUUCCAUACAGUCCAGGGGAUUCUCAACAACUGCAACGUAAAAGGCACAUCGGUAAUGACAUCGUCGCGAUAAUAUUCCAAGAGGAGCCAACACCUUUCAGUCCGGAUAUGAUUGCCAGCCACUUCUUACACGUAUUCAUUGUGGUACAAGUCGUCGACCCCUGCACUUCUAAUACGAGGUACAAAGUAAGUGUGACAGCGCGUAACGAUGUUCCUUGGUUCGGUCCAGCAUUACCAACGCCUGCUGUGUUUUUGCGUGGAGUCGAAUUUAAGGAAUUCCUUCUAACGAAGUUAGUAAAUGCUGAAAACGCGGCCUAUAAAGCUGAGAAGUUCUCAAAACUUGAGUUAAGGACGCGGUCAGCUCUUUUGGAGUCCUUGACAGAAGAGUUACAAGCGAAAACCGCAGAAUUUCUUGGAGGAGCAAUUGGAUUGGGUGGUGCUGGGUUGGGAUUUGGAGGAAAUUGCCCAGUAAGUCCUACAGCAAGUGACACAUCGGGAUCUGGCAGCGGAGGAAGUGGUUCUAGAUUCAUCGAGACUGUUCGAAAGGCGCUGAUAUCACGUGUUAGGAACGCAUCGACGGAGAGCGUGCCACAGCAAUUAUCAAAGAAGAGCCAGUCGGAACCUAGUCCACUGAGUAAUCGGCAAUCGACUACGAAGAAUAGUGGGAAGCGUUCGGUAGAACCAUCGAGUCCCUUGGGUUCUCCGGAUCUGACCCUCCGAAGAGAUUUGGAAUGCGGAAGCCCUAGUUUAGGAAGCCAGGACAGUAGUUUGUCCAACACAGACAAUCAAGAUAGCAGUUUAGCCACUAUACAGCAGGAUGAGGGUGAUCGUCGAGAAUCCACCGUGUCCAUUUGUGUCAACAAUGACAUAACGAUAAUGGAUAAUAGUUCUGUACAGUCUGUUCAGAGAUUGACGCAUGAGAACCUGCGGAAACAAAAAAGAUCGGAGAAGACCGAAACUACUCGACGUGUUAUUUCCGAAAGUGACGACAGUUCGUUAAACAGCGAAUUGGAACUCGAUCAGGUUGUAUAUCCUGACAGCGAUACUGGCCUCGAAUCGAUGAGUUCUGCAGAAACUCAUGACACCGCACGAUGUACCACUAAGGAUGGUGUAUUGGAAAAUGAAAACUUGAGGAUGGAAGUUACAAGGCUCAAGUGCGACAAGUUAGACCUACUAAGGCAGAAUGUGACUUGUCAACGCGACAUAAAACGUCUACGUGAAAAGGAACUCCAAUUGGAAUCGGACCUUGCAGCUGCCUCAAAGGAAAUUCUACGAUUACGAGCGAUGCUAAAAGAAUGUUCGACGAGUAUUCCAUUGGACAACAAUAACCAGCAAACGUCUACCGUUUAA